This is a messenger RNA of Cadophora gregata, 1226 nucleotides long. RefSeq lists its product as uncharacterized. The coding region runs from base 428 to 1099 and encodes 223 amino acids. The transcript is spliced from 4 exons. NCBI's taxonomy places the organism in Eukaryota, Fungi, Ascomycota, Leotiomycetes, Helotiales, Ploettnerulaceae. The record is from RefSeq and is a predicted model, not a curated record.
AGCGUGAGCGACAACGGAAACCAAGUCAAGGCUCAGUAAUUAGUUCCGUUUUAUUCUCCAUAUCACAGGCAAAUCUUGUCAUUUGCGAUUUGCCCUUGGCAUUCAGCGGUGCCGAUAUUGGACCGGUCUUAUUGGUUAUUAUCUCCAUCCUCAAGCCUCACGAGAAGCCAAAUACGGUAAACGCUGUCUGUCAGCACGAUCAAACUGGUGGUCGAAUCUCAAAACCUUAUCCCACUUGUCUUUCGAUGCUGAGUUAUUUGCAGUGAUGUCGCAGCAGAGCAUUUUGCCAUCAUGUUCGAUUUGAGAUCGAAUCUUGCUCCAUUUCCUCUAUAAAUUGUCUCUUGCCUUGCCCUGUAUUCUUUCUCGGCAAGAUUGCUUACAGCAAUAUCUCUACAUCGCAAGUUCAAGAUCUUUCUAUCUGGCCAUCAUGAUCCAUAUCCUGUCCCGUCUGGCAGUAGCCGCACUUCUUUCAACACCAGUCCUAUCCGUACCGAACAUUGCAGAAGGAGAAAGUUUUGGAUUCGAACUCCAAAACGCUACCAGUCCAGAUGGUACCAUGCGAACCAAAUGGGUACCGUCUCAAGCUCUCCUUGAUGAGCAACAAGCUCGAAUGGAGAACUACUAUGUUCUCGACCCAGUUACCAACAAAACAAUCCUCAACCCGGCGAACGAUCACGCACUUUCCAAGCGUGAGGACUUCAAUCCGUACGAUGGAACAGAAUGUCGAAUGGUUUUCAUGCAUCAUCACAAUAUUGCGCAGUGCUGUGGAGGGCAGCACUGUGAGGAUUGCUCCUCUGAGACUACCGAGUUCAGGAUCUUGGAUAAUAAAGAUUCUGGUCGUUAUUUUGCUGUGUUCGAUAUGAACCCAGGGAGUUGGGAGUACUAUCAACUGAACGGUCAUCGAGGAUGGUGGGGUAUUGCGAACUGGGGAUGGGACAAGUGGUACGCGAUUGACUCCGCAUAUGGGCAUAUUGAAGGAGAAACUACGGAUCGUGAUAUGAAAGGAGGAGAGUAUUGCUGGUACAGUCAAGGAUCGGCGUGGUGGGGCUAUUGGGGAGAGGCAGCUUGUACAAGUUGGUGUUCUGCCUUCAAUUGGUAGAGUGAUAUAGACCCACGCCUCGUCGCGGAGUCAGGGCUGGCUUUAUUGUCUCGCCUAUCAGGGUAUCCUACAUCUCCUAUGUUCGUAGUGUUAGUAUAUAGAUCGUUGAAUAUGUUUUCAAAUGAUG